This is a messenger RNA of Anastrepha obliqua, 1409 nucleotides long. RefSeq names its product estradiol 17-beta-dehydrogenase 8. The record is from RefSeq and is a predicted model, not a curated record. Gene Ontology annotation, molecular function: oxidoreductase activity, acting on the CH-OH group of donors, NAD or NADP as acceptor. The transcript has 3 exons. Bases 350 to 1090 code for a protein of 246 amino acids. NCBI's taxonomy places the organism in Eukaryota, Metazoa, Arthropoda, Insecta, Diptera, Tephritidae.
UUGAUAUACAUAGAAGCGUCGGUGUAUUUUCGCUUUUUUUCGCGCAAAUGUGUUUGAGCUUUGAACUCACAAUCGUACAUACAAACACGUAUUGGUGUUUCUGCUUUUGUGAUUAUUGUUAUAAGUGCCUGUAAAUAUUGUUGUUGGGUGUUAUUAGAAUUUGCUGCUUGAUUUUUUGGCAAAGUAUUUAUAGAAAAGGUAUUCAGCCAUUCCGUUGAGCGUUUUCACUAACACAUUCCAUAAACAUAUAUACAUACGUACAUGAGAGAGAACGCAAGUUGAAAUUAUCUUGCUGCAUUUGUUUACUUUUUGACUCUGCUUUUAAUUGUUAAGUAAUCGCAAAGCAGUUAUGGUAUUGCUUGGAAAAUUAGCAAUUGUCACAGGCGCUGGUUCGGGCAUCGGGCGCGCCACCUGCCGUGUACUCGCAAAUGGCGGUGCUAAAGUUAUCGUAGCUGAUUGCAAUUUGCACGCAGCUGAGCAAACAGUCAAAGCGAUUGGACGUGAUCAUGCCAUUGCAUUGGAAGUGGAUGUGGCUUCGCUGGAGAGCGUUAGUAAGGCUGUUACUUCAUCGAUAGAGCAUUUCGCGCAGCCGCCUUCAAUUGUAAUCAAUUCGGCGGGUAUCACACGCGAUGGCUACCUACUCAAAAUGACCGAAAAAGACUUCGAUGAUGUGUAUAAAGUGAACUUAAAGGGAACUUUCUUGAUGACUCAACAAUUUGCGCGCGCUAUGAUCGACCAUCAUGUACGCAAUGGAAGCAUCAUCAAUAUAUCGAGCAUUGUGGCACGCAUAAGUAAUCCGGGGCAGGCCAAUUAUGCGGCCACAAAAGCUGGUGUGAUAUCGCUGACUGAAAUUGCGGCCAAGGAAUUUGGCAAGUUCGGCAUACGUGUGAAUGCGAUCUUACCUGGCUUCAUCAAUACGCCUAUGGUGGAUGUAGUGCCGGAGAAGAUUAAGGAAGAUAUGUUGCAAAGAUGUCCAGUAGGGCGUUUGGGACGUCCAGAAGAAAUUGCCCAUGUAAUUGAAUUUCUUGCGUCUGAAAAGUCAUCGUAUGUGAAUGGUGCGGCCAUUGAGGUGACUGGUGGAUUGAAGUAGAUAGGCAAAAUAUUCAUACCAAGCUGACUUUAAAGUUGUUCACGGAUUUAAAAAUUAUCAACAGUUAAGACAAGAACUAUUAUUUUAGUUAAAUUUCAAGAAGCAAAUUUCUUCCUUUUGUGAUUUUUAGUGAGAUUUUAGUUGCUAAAUAGAAAACUUCUCGUCUUUUCCGGCAGCCAUUUAUCAUUUGCUAAAAUAUUUCGAUACGUGUUUUGAGUACUCUCUGGAGCAAUAAAACAAACAAAAAUUCAAUCAAAGAAAAAAAAUGUCACUUUGCAUUUAGUAGAUUUGUAUAAAAAAAUAUAUAUGCAUUGAUUUC